AUGGGUUUGUUCCGAGAUAUUUAUAAGAAUGAUGUUGAUUUUGCAGCUCUCGCGUUGCAGUCGCGCGACUUUGCGAAACAUUUCCACCCGAACAAGCAACUUGAUUUCAAUGACCCAGAAGCUUUCAGGCAACUGACUACCAGCUUGCUACAAGUGGACUUUGGCCUGAAGGUCGAACUUCCUGAAGAUCGACUUUGCCCCCCGGUACCGAAUAGGCUGAACUACAUCUUUUGGUUGCAAGACUUACUUGACUCCACAGCCAGGACUGUCAGUGAUGAAUGUGUUUCUGGUCGAGAGAUAGUGGGACUCGAUAUCGGCACAGGUUGUUGCAGCAUUUACCCUCUCCUGGGGUGUAAAGUUCGCCCACAAUGGAGAUUCAUCGCGACGGACAUCGAUGAUAACAAUGUGCGCACGGCAGAGCAUAAUGUAAAACUUAACAACCUUAAUUCAAGAAUCCGGAUUAUGAAAACAAGCCCGGAUGAUCAACUGUUUCAAUUUGACAAGUUUAACUUGAAGAAUCUCGACUUCACAAUGUGCAACCCCCCAUUCUAUUCAUCACAUGAGGAAAUGUCACGAUCCGCAGAAGCCAAAGCACGCGUACCCUCCUCGGUAUGCACUGGUACAGAAGUCGAAAUGGUGACUCCUGGUGGCGAAGUUGCAUUUGUGACCCGCAUGAUCGAGGAAAGCCUGCAGCUCCAGAACAAAAUCCAAUGGUAUACAUCUAUGCUUGGCAAGCUGAGCAGUGUCUCUGUACUUGUUGAGGCUUUGAUGAAACAUGAAAAUCAUAAUUAUGCGGUCACAGAAUUUGUGCAAGGUAGCAAAACGAAACGUUGGGCUGUGGCAUGGUCAUGGGGAGACCGGCGACCUUCGAUGAGUGUAUCACGAGGCAUCCCAGGCUUCCCGAAACAUCUCCUCCCGUUUCCCACAGAUUUCAUAUUUACCCUUUCGUCGACAGCUAUCGAUACGACAAGUGCUACGAUGAAUGCCGAGCUUAUGUCCCUGGCCUGGUACUGGACUUGGGACCAAGGUCUCAGCUCCGGUGCAGGAUUUGCAUCCGAGAAUGUGUGGUCGAGGCAAGCUCGUCGAAAGAUGAAAUUUGCUGGACAAGAGGGCCGGCCAAUGAAUAUUGAUAAGGUUCCAGAUCAGGUGGCCCUCGGAGUUCAUAUUCAACUGAAAUUGACCACCACAGAGACUCAGGGGCCAAGGGAUACGCAGGUAUUGAUACGCUGGAUUCAAGGCACAGACAGCGUGUUGUUUGAGAGCUUUUGUGGAAUGCUGAAGCGGAAGAUGGAAGCAAAAUAA
Penicillium macrosclerotiorum is the source of this 1302-nucleotide messenger RNA. RefSeq names its product DUF890 domain protein. Gene Ontology annotation, molecular function: 23S rRNA (adenine(1618)-N(6))-methyltransferase activity. Bases 1 to 1302 code for a protein of 433 amino acids. The record is from RefSeq and is a predicted model, not a curated record. Gene Ontology annotation, cellular component: nucleus. Lineage: Eukaryota; Fungi; Ascomycota; Eurotiomycetes; Eurotiales; Aspergillaceae. Gene Ontology annotation, biological process: rRNA base methylation. The transcript has 9 exons.